AUGAAGCUCUCCAUCAUUGACCAUAUCUUUCUUCUGAGCACAUUUCUCUCGGCCACAGCAAGCCCAACUUCCACCUCACAUGUCUCCAUCUCUGUCAACCCGAAGACCCAAUUUCAAGAGAUAGACGGCUUUGGAGCGUCGCAAGCCUUUCAACGCGCCGAAGAUAUCUUUGGCAAAUAUGGUCUCCCCAAGGUCAACCAAACCCUCGUUCUGAAUCUUCUUUACGAUGAGGAGGCCGGUGCGGGAUUCACGAUCUUGCGCAAUGGCAUUGGCUCGAGCAACACUUCUACAAGCAAUCUCAUGAACUCCAUUGAGCCUACCAAUCCCGGAAGCCCAAGUGCAAAGCCCGAUUACGUGUGGGACGGUUACAACAGUGGGCAAUUCCCACUAGCACAACAAGCCUACUCCCGCGGCUUACAGACAUUGUACGCAAAUGCCUGGUCGGCGCCCGGGUACAUGAAAACGAACGAUGACGAGAACAACGGUGGAUACCUGUGUGGCGUAACAAACGAGCACUGCUCAACUGGCAAUUGGAUGCAAGCAUAUGCGAACUAUCUUGUUCAGUAUGUGCGGUUCUACAAGGAGUCCGGUGUUGACGUGACACAUCUGGGAUUCUUGAACGAGCCGCAGUUUGCAGCUACUUACGCUGGUAUGCUCUCCAAUGGUACCCAAGCCGCAGACUUCAUCCGCAUUCUGGCCAAAACGAUCAAGGCGUCUAAACUCGACGUGGAGAUUACGUGUUGUGAUGGUAUCGGGUGGGAUGAUCAGGAAGCUAUGAUGGCUGGUCUCGAAGCUGGUCCGGACCCAGCGAUCAACUACCUCGAUAUCGUGACCGGUCACGGAUACGAUUCUGCACCCACGUACGCGCUGAGCACCAAGAAGAAGACCUGGCUUACCGAGUGGGCUGAUCUCACUGGUGACUACACCCCAUACACAUUCUAUGAGAACGGUGGACCCGGCGAAGGGAUGACAUGGGCAAACCACAUCCAAGUCGCACUGAGAGACGCAGGGACAAGCGCAUUCCUGUACUGGAUUGGAGCCGAAAAUUCGACAACAAACAGUGCGCUCAUCAAUCUCAUUGAUACAGAGGUCAUUCCUUCGAAGCGGUUCUGGGCUUUUGCACAAUUCAGCAAGUUUGUGCGACCUGGGUCUCGUCGGAUUCAAGCCACUAGUUCCAGUGCCAAUGUCACGGUGAGCUCAUUUGAGAACAAGAGUGGCAAGAUCGCCACGCAGUUGCUUAACCAGCUUGAUAGCGAGGUUGAUGUUAGUGUGCAGAUUUCCGGGGUUAAGGCUGGUGUUACUGUAACGCCUUAUAUUACCAACAAUGAUUAUGACUUGGAGGCUCUGACACAUAUCAAGGCGGGCAGCGGUGGGUUGUUCAAGGCUCAGAUACCUGCCAAAUCCAUGGUCACCUUUGUCACUGCUUAG
Penicillium pulvis is the source of this 1428-nucleotide messenger RNA. Its product is annotated as glycoside hydrolase family 30 protein. Gene Ontology annotation, molecular function: glucosylceramidase activity. NCBI's taxonomy places the organism in Eukaryota, Fungi, Ascomycota, Eurotiomycetes, Eurotiales, Aspergillaceae. Bases 1 to 1428 code for a protein of 475 amino acids. The transcript has a single exon. The record is from RefSeq and is a predicted model, not a curated record. Gene Ontology annotation, biological process: sphingolipid metabolic process.